This is a messenger RNA of Scomber japonicus (chub mackerel), 2250 nucleotides long. RefSeq names its product rap guanine nucleotide exchange factor 5-like. The record is from RefSeq and is a predicted model, not a curated record. Gene Ontology annotation, biological process: Ras protein signal transduction; positive regulation of GTPase activity. NCBI's taxonomy places the organism in Eukaryota, Metazoa, Chordata, Actinopteri, Scombriformes, Scombridae. Gene Ontology annotation, cellular component: plasma membrane. Gene Ontology annotation, molecular function: guanyl-nucleotide exchange factor activity. The transcript has 18 exons. Bases 229 to 2112 code for a protein of 627 amino acids.
CCUGCAUGUCUUUCUCUCUCUGCUACAAACCUACAGAGCUGAUCAAGGCACACAUCGUCUAGAUUUUACUUUGACUGCAGUGACAGAGGAAUAUGUAACUUACCUGGACAGCACACAGAGAAACACACAGGAAUUUUGAGCUGCCCACCUCCUCAUUUCUAAGAGUAGUGUGACAGACAGGAGCUCUGCUGUUUUGUCAGUAGACAGCCAGAGGUUUGUAAGGCAGCGAUGUCGUGGGACUGUGGCCUGAGGUACAUGUUCUCUGUGCCCCCUGUGCUACAGCCGGGGAAUAUGUGCAUCUUGCAUGACAAGGAGGACCUGUCCAGACUGGAGAUGGUCCAGAGACUGGCCAAGGAUGGCUGCCGCUUCUUGCAGAGUCACAGCAAGGGCCCAGAGAGGACAAGUGAGAGUGACGAGGGAGUCCACGUGUGUCUGAAGGAGAGGGGCCAUGAUGCGCUCGUUCUCCAGAGAAUGUCGUCAGAGCAGCCAGCCCUUUCUGCAUCAGCGAGGGGAGGAGGGAGAGAGGAGGACUCGUCCACUGACUCUGUUGUGUCUGACAGGUACAUGGUAGUGUCAGGGACCCCUGAGAAGAUCCUGGAGCACUUGCUGAAUGACCUGACGCUGGACGAUGACCAGGGGACAACACAGGGAAAAGAGUCAGAUACACUUCUGGAUGACUUUCUGCUAACAUACCCAGUGUUCAUGUCAACCAGUGAUUUAUGUCAAGCACUGUUGGGACACUAUUGCACAAAGCGACACACAGGGAAAGAGGACAGGAAGGAGGCUCUGGAGAGGAAACGAAAAGUUCUGCACAUGGUAUCACAGUGGGUGGCUCUCUGCAAAGACUUCCUGAGAGAAGACGAACAUGUCAAACUGUUCAUGAAGACUUUGUGCCGUUACGUGUUGGAUGAUCUUUAUGAGCAUCCAGCCCUGGAGAAGGAUGUGAGGGAACUGCAGAGACUCUACCAGCUGCACCGCAGACAUGUGGUGGAUGAAUAUUCCCCUCAAAGAAAGAGCAAAGCACUUUUCCACCAAUUGAGCCUGAGGGAGAACGGGCUUCAGUCCAGGGGCACACAGAGAGAGACCAAGGAAGUGUUGUGUCAUGUGUACAUCACCAUGGACUCAUACCUGGGCAUGAGAGUCCAUGCUGGAGUACUGGCCCUGGAGCUGCUGCAGGCAGUGGCAGAAAGGAUGGAUGUCCCCCAGGGGGAACUAGUGCUAGUGGCUGUCACUUAUCCUGGAGGAAGGCUCCUCCUGCAGCCUCAGGACAGAGUUUUCUCCGAUUCUUUGCGGCCUGUUGGGAGGCUGCACGCGUGCAGGAAGGACCUGGGUGAAGUCCUGAACCCAUUCACAGACAACUCAGAGCUACAACAGAGGACAGCUCGCAUGCUCAGUUUGAACACAUGGGACGUGGCUGUUGCUCUCACCAACUUUGACUGGACCAUUUUUGACUCAAUGCAUGAGCAAGAGCUCAUCUAUUUCACCUUCAACCGCCAUGCUAGCAGUAGCCAUACAGUGGCAUUGGAGCUGCUGCUGCAGCGUUGCAAUGAAGUCCAGCUGUGGGUGAUGACGGAGGUGCUGCUGUGCUCAAUGCAAUGCAAAAGAGUACAACUCAUUAAGAAGUUCAUCAAGAUUGCUGCCCACUGUAAAGCACAGAGGAACCUCCACUGUUUCUUUGCCAUUAUAUUGGGCCUGAACACUGCAGCUGUUAGCCGCCUCAGUCAGACAUGGGAGAAAAUUCCUGGAAAAUUCAAAAAGCUGUUUUCAGAGCUGGAGACAAUUACAGAUCCUUCGCUCAACCACAAGGCCUACAGGGACUCCUUCAAGAAGAUGAAGGCGCCAAAGAUCCCCUUUCUUCCUCUGCUACUGAAAGAUAUUACAUUCAUUCAUGAAGGCAACAAGACAUUUCAUGACAACCUGGUCAAUUUUGAAAAGCUGCACAUGAUGGCAGACACAGUCCGGCUCAUCAGACAGUGUCAGAAAGAUCACAUGGGAAAUGGCAUCACCCAGAAGAGCAGCUCAGAAGUGCGAGCCUACAUUGAUUAUCUUCAUAUCAUCGACAAUCAGCAGACUCUGUUUGAACUGUCACACAGGCUGGAGCCUCGUGCUUAGAGAACAGCUCUUACUGUACUUCCCACUCUGUCGGAUUGCCAAGGAACCAUCUAACACUGUCCCAUCUUUUUACUCAGGACUCAGUCUGCAAUCAGAGGACACUGCAUGAUCCUGGCCAACCGCAAGUGGGAGCCAGUC